Periophthalmus magnuspinnatus is the source of this 5131-nucleotide messenger RNA. RefSeq names its product serine/threonine-protein phosphatase 6 regulatory subunit 2-like. NCBI's taxonomy places the organism in Eukaryota, Metazoa, Chordata, Actinopteri, Gobiiformes, Gobiidae. Gene Ontology annotation, molecular function: protein phosphatase regulator activity; protein phosphatase binding. Gene Ontology annotation, cellular component: cytosol; nucleus. The record is from RefSeq and is a predicted model, not a curated record.
UGCACAGAUAUGCUCCAACCAUGUCGCCAUUUUGAUCUGAAAAAUAUGACUGAGUUUUGCUGCUUCUUUGCAUGCUAACUUAGCCUUCCGCUGCACUUAGUUUACACGUGAGUACGAAUCACACAUCGUACAGUUUAAAGUACUCGUCCUGGUGUUUCUAUGAGGCAGUUGCGCGUGUAUGGGCUCAUUAUUUGGUUGCUUUGCGAGCCUCUGUAGCUGUCGCAGACAUUCAAAACAAAACACUUCGGGCUAAUGUUAGCUCGCUAGCAGUUAGCAACAGAGCUAGUGACUUAUUAGCUUGUUGCCAGACGGAAAAACUCUGUGAAAAACUCAUAAAUACGACCAAAGGGAUAACGGGAGAGCUCCAAAACAAAGGUUAUGUUGGCACUGCAGAGGCUCAUCUCCUGAAGAAACCCAGCUCAGAGCAGACUCAUGCUGAUAAAUGCCAGCCCGCGCCACCCUUUGCACACGUCUCUACCACAGAUGCCCAGCCACCUGCACGGGACGUCUGAGUAACGAGAGCCACGCUUCUUACACUGGGCCGUGCCCCCCCUCCCAGUGGCAGCCAUGUUUUGGAAGUUCGACCUGCACACAACGUCCCACAUUGAGCAGCUCCUGGAGCGCGAGGACGUGACCCUGAGAGAGCUGAUGGAGGAGGAUGACAUUCUGCAGGAGUGUAAGGCCCAGAACAGGCGUCUGCUGCUGUUUCUGUCACAGGACCAGUGCAUGAAGGAGCUAGUGGAGCUAAUCACCAACGAGCCCUCUGAGGCGCUGGAAGAGAGGAGCAGAUUCAAGUUCCCGAACAUCGCGUGUGAACUGCUGACCUCAGAUGUGUCGAUCCUAAAUGAUAAACUGGGCGGAGACGAGUCACUCCUGGAGAUGCUCUACCGCUUCCUGGAGCAAGAGCCGCCUCUGAACCCCCUCUUGGCCAGCUUCUUUAGCAAGACCAUCGGAAACCUCAUCGCCCGCAAGACAGAACAGGUGAUCUCAUUCCUGAAGAAAAAGGAGGGCUUUAUCGGUCUGGUGCUCAAACACAUCGAUGCAUCGGCCAUGAUGGAUCUGCUGCUGCGGCUCAUCAGCUGUGUGGAGCCGGCAGCACUGAGGCACGACGUCCUGCAUUGGUUGAAUGAGGAGAAGUUGGUGCAGAGACUGACAGAGCUGAUCCACACCGGGAAUGAUGAGGAGAGACAAUCAAACGCGUCCCAAACUCUGUGCGACAUAAUCCGCCUUAGUCGAGACCAGGCCAAUCAGAUGCAGGAGAACUCUGAGGACCCACUAUUGGCAGUACUGGAGUCGCAGGAGAGUGUCGCUGAGCUGCUCAAAAACAUGUUUGAGGGAGAGAAGAGUGAGGCCUCCAUCGUGAAUGGAACUCAAGUGCUACUUACUUUACUGGAGACCCGGAGGUCAGGGUUGGAGGGGCUGAUGGAUCUUUAUUCUCAGGGUUAUGAUCGGUCUCACACUGUCAGCUCCAGUAUUCUAAAUGCCAUCGAGCCCCAUUUAAAGGACUUCCAACAGAUUCUCCUUGAUCCCCCUCAGAAAAGUGCAAUAUUGACGACGGUGGGGGUCCUAGAACACCCCCUGGGGAAUGCUCGGCUCCAUGUGGCGCGUCUUGUGGCCUCUCUGCUUCAGACCAACUGUCCCUCCGUGUGCAAGGAGCUCUGCCGCCUCAACACCAUCGACCUACUACUGGAUCUGUUCUUCACUUACACCUGGAAUAACUUUUUGCACUUCCAAGUGGAGCUGUGUGUGGCGGCCAUCUUGAACCAGCCCUCUUCCCCCGAGGAGCGAUCGAACCAUCAGGGGGCAGUGCCGAGUCCCGAGCCCAUUGAGGUGACACCCCAAGAGGGUUCGACUCAAGAACCCCCACCCUCUGAUUGCAACUCCCUGGUAGCCCAUUUGUUCCAGAAUUGUCGGCUGGUUCAGAGGAUCCUGGACGCCUGGGAGGAGAACGACAGAAUACAGAGUGACGGUGGGACACGCAGAGGGAACAUGGGUCACCUAACCAGAAUCGCCAACAUGGUGGUCCAAAACGUGGAGAGGGGACCUGUCCAAACCCAGAUCUCAGACCUGAUCAAAGAGCUGCCUGAAGACUGCAGGGGGCGUUGGGAGAGUUUUGUGGACGAGACCCUCAGAGAGACAAACAGAAGAAACACAGUGGAGCUGGUGAGCACACACAACAUGCACUCAUCCAGUGAAGAUGACGAUAUCGAGAGCCCCUUCCCCAAUGACCUUUCACUGCAGCAGGCCUUUUCAGAUUAUCAGAUCCAACAGAUGACAGCCAACUUUGUGGAUCAGUUUGGGUUCAACGAUGAGGAGUUCAGCGAGCACGACGAAAACAUCAACUGCCACUUUGACCGAAUUGCUGAAAUCAACUUUAACCUCGAUGCAGACGACAACAGUGCCAACGCAGCUGCCUUUGAAGCUGCCUGUAAAGAGCGUAUCAGGCAGUUUGACGAUGCAGAUGAAGGAGACAUCUGGGAGGAGAAAGAGAUCAACUAUGCAUCACAAGCAAAAUCCAGGACAAGGUUCGGAGUGUCACAGUCAUCUGAGGGUGGCUCCAGGAGCAGCUUGGAAAAUGGACGAAACGCUGAAGAAUCAGAGUCGGACGAGGAGAACGAAUCUACAGAGACAGGUCCCGGUUGGACGGCCACGUUUGGAGAUUCUGGAGGUCCCUCAAUGGUGCAGAGCCCAGUAGAGUGGGACUCUACUGGGGACAAGAGCCAGGACUCGAGCUGGGCCAACUUCACAGAGUUCCAGCCUUUUUCUGGUGCCGAUGGGGAGCCGCGGUGCAGCUCUCCAGUCGACGCUCAGACUGAAGCCAAACCGGAGCAGACUUCCUCUGUAGCUCUGGAGGAACAGCAGACCCCAGCACCCGGCUCUGCCCUAGAACAGGGGUCCUUGGGUGGGUCACAGUCAGAGGAGAACCCCCCUGUCCAAAGUAACGCCCAGAUCCCACCACAAGAUGGCACACAACACAACAGUGAGGAAAUCUCUGAGUCUCUGGAGAAACUGUCUUUAUCUGAGGAGACGCAGGUCAAAUCUGAUGCACAGACCAGGAAAGAGGAGCCUGCAGCUGUCCCAGUGGAGGUCUCUGUUAACGGUCCGGUUUGAUCCAAAAUAUAAUCGUCCAAAAAAACUAAAACUACGGCUGCUCCUCGACCUCCAAAAUCCAACAGAGCGACUCGACAAACAAAAAAAUAAUAAAUAUUGAAAAUCACCUCAAAUUUCUACAAAAAAAUUCAACUUCUUCCUCAUCAUCAUCAACAAAACCGGGCACUGCCGAAUUCUGUCCCCAGUGUCACAGACCGUGGGGACUUUUAUUCUGAAAAUCACAAAAAAAAAAAAUCACACAAUGAUGGACAUCUUCUCAAACCGACAAGACAAAAUGGAGGUCCUGUUUUUUUCCACAGCCUUCUUCUUUUCUUGAGACGUUGCACAUUUUAAAAACGUUUGGUGCGUUUUUCGAUGUAGCAAAACGAUGCGACAGAAUCCAAGAUGGUGGUAACAUUUACUAUUUUUUUUAUCGUCCAAAAAAAUUUAAAAAAUAUGUAAUAACAGUUUUACAAAUCGAUGGAAUAGCACAGGUUAGCUUUGAAAAACCUCUGUAGUUAAAACAAUGUAUGCACUCUUUGAAUUUCUAGCACAAUUCAUAUCUGCUGGGCUGUCUACCGUUUUAAUACCAUUAUUCAUGUUUUAUUUUGAAAAGUCCUGAUUAAUUCAUUCAUGCUGUUUUAUUUUAAAAUUUCCGUCAAGUGCUUUCUGGGGAGGAAGAUGGGGUGUUUUAUUUUUAUCAUGAGGAAAAAGCAAGACUAGUAUUAACUGCUCAAUGUGCAAUAAUGAUGAUCAGCCAUUUUAUUUAAAAAAUGAAAUUUUGUUUUUCUCUCAAACUAAUCAAGACUUGUUUAAAGGUGCACUAUGUAAAUUUAAGGGGAGAGGGUUGUCUCCAUGGACAUUGCUUUGCUUGUAAUAUUCCACAGUAUGGCCAUAUUCUGUAUACAUACAUACAUACAUACAUACAUACAUAGAUAAGCUGGUAGUUCCCGUGUUUCAAAUGGGAAGUGAGGAUGGGCACGUUUUUUCCCUUUCUAUUGACAAACAGCUGCUACCAAGCUCAUCAUUUUAGUUUUAACAUUUUUAUUUUGUCCCUAAAUCAGGAUAUGAACAUUAAUAACGGACAAAUCAGGUGCCUUCUUUCUCAGAUCGCUCCCACUAGCUUUAGCAACAGGUUUAAUUGACAGCAAAACGGGCAGAAAGGGCUGUUACCUUCAGCAGCCUCACUCCAGAUGGGCUCUUUGUUGCUAUGAUACUUGCAGUCAGAAUUCCAAAUAUGCAACUUUGCUCCAAAUUUGCCCCUAGAACUGCUAGCCUGCAUGAGCUUCAUUAUACUGGAGCCGUUACUAUGGGUGAUGUCACUCACUUAGUCCACUUUAUAAAGUCUAUGAGUAGGACAUUAAAUGUGUCCAUCUUGCCUUUACUCAGUUUUAGGUGUUUUGUUUCUUUUUUUAAAAAUGCCUUAAAUGGAACAUUCUUACUGUGAGUGGACUCUCCUCUCCACAGAUCUGGCUUGUAACUUGGCCAGAAAUGUAUAUGGUUAAUGCCAUACCGUGGACCAUUCUAGGCACAACAAUAUGCAUAGAGACAAGCUGGUGGGGUCCUCCCAAAAAAGUUACACAAUGCAUCUUUAAAUUUGAUUUUUAAAUACCAACUUUUUAUUUACUGCAUGUAUAGACCUAGAGCUAGUGAGAGCUGAGACCUCUUGAUUGUAUCUUUUAUGGCUAUUUCCCAAUUUUAUUUUUUAAAUCCAAACCAAACUUAUCUAUGUAACAAUAUAUACAUUAUUCUAGUUUUUUUGGUCUUCUCUUGUCUCUUCUCUCCAUCAAGCACUUAACUCAGCGCAGGGCAACAGUGGUAUACAGUCAGACCUUUAAUUUUUUUCUCUUUUUUUUGCAAACUUUUAUUUUGAAAAGGUGCACGGCAGGAAAUUGAAUGGUUUUACAGGAAGUGGUUGCCUGAGUGGCAGAGUUCUUGUACUUAACGAAUCAAAAUGGCAGCGAUCAGGUUGUGAUCAUUCUUUAAAAAAAAUUGCAAAAUAAAAAGUGUCUGGUUGACCACAUUAAUACCAAAUAAUGAA